UGUCGCCGUAACACCUGUCGAAGAUGGGACCGAGAUGGACUUUAGUGACCCAUUGUGUACGGAGAACCACGACGGAAGCCUGUACGAAGUGACCGCAGAUGAAACCUGCCAAGCGACCGGCGGCGUGUCCGUGAACGGCAGUGGCGGUGGCCGGCGGGAGCGGCGCAAGCAGCGUCGCUACCGCACGACGUUCAGCAGUUUCCAGCUCGAGGAGCUCGAGAAAGCGUUCCAACAGAGCCGCUAUCCGGACGUGUUCGCCAGGGAGGACCUGGCUGCCAAGAUACAGCUGACCGAAGCGAGAGUGCAGGUGUGGUUCCAGAACCGGCGGGCCAAGUUCCGCAAGCAGGAGCGCCACGACGCCAAGCGGCUGUCUUCCUUGCUUGCCGAAGCCAGCAUCCUGGCCAGCGAAGGCAAUAUCGACUCGGCGGUCGCCGUCGACGGGCUGGCCGGCAUAAGCGUAGACGUCCUCAAAGGUCUCCUCACAGCAGAUCCCUUGGACGCCAGGCACUGCGUCGCCGUAACACCUGUCGAAGAUGGGACUGAGAUUGACUUUAGUGAUCCAUUGUGUUCGGAGAACCACGACGGAAGCCUGUACGAAGUGACCGCAGAUGAAACCUGCCAAGCGACCGGCGGCGUGUCCGUGAACGGCAGUGGCGGUGGCCGGCGGGAGCGGCGCAAGCAGCAUCGCUACCCCACAACGUUCAGUGACUUCCAGCUCAAGGAGCUCGAGAAAGCGUUCAAACAGAGCCGCUAUCUGGACAGGUUCGCCAGGGAGGAACUGGCUGCCAAGAUACAGCUGACCGAAGCGAGAGUGCAGGUGUGGUUCCAGAACCGGCGGGCCAAGUCCCGCAAGCAGGAGCGCCACGACGCCAAGCGGCCGUCUUCCUUGCUCUCCGAAGCCAGCAUCCUGGCCAGCGAAGGCAAUAUCGACUCGGCGGUCGCCGUCGACGGGCUGGCCGGCAUAAGCGUAGACGUCCUCAAAGGUCUCCUCACAGCAGAUCCCUUGGACGCCAGGCACUGCGUCGCCGUAACACCUGUCGAAGAUGGGACCGAGAUUGACUUUAGUGACCCAUUGUGUUCGGAGAACCACGACGGAAGCCUGUACGAAGUGACCGCAGAUGAAACCUGCCAAGCGACCGGCGGCGUGUCCGUGAACGGCAGUGGCGGUGGCCGGCGGGAGCGGCGCAAGCAGCAUCGCUACCCCACAACGUUCAGUGACUUCCAGCUCAAGGAGCUCGAGAAAGCGUUCAAACAGAGCCGCUAUCUGGACAGGUUCGCCAGGGAGGAACUGGCUGCCAAGAUACAGCUGACCGAAGCGAGAGUGCAGGUGUGGUUCCAGAACCGGCGGGCCAAGUCCCGCAAGCAGCAGUGCCACGACGCCAAGCGGCCGUCUUCCUUGCUUGCCGAAGCCAGCAUCCUGGCCAGCGAAGGCAAUAUCGACUCGGCGGUCGCCGUCGACGGGCUGGCCGGCAUACGCGUAGACGUCCUCAAAGGUCUCCUCACUAACCGUUGGGAAUGUGGCAUACGGCGUGACUGAAAGAUAACUUUGGACAAUGGUACGUGGUGUCACAGUCGCUCGAAGUAGCCACAUUUAACUACUAACGUCGAUGUCUCCUUACAGAGAAUUAAGAUAGCAUUUUAUUACAGGCACAUGCCAGGUCAAGGGGCUUUAAAUAGGGGGUGGUUUACGUGCACGUGAACGAACAAGCAGCGGUGCUAUAUACUGUUUUUUUUUUCUGCAACUCAUAAUACUCAUCUUUCUCUGAUUAACGUGCGCUGUGCGUUUAAAGGAGUACUCACACAUAUUUUCAUUUGUAGAUGUUCUACUACUCGCUUUUCGCAUCUAAAAGGAUUGUGCUUAGCAAGUGUGAACGUUAAGAAAGAACUAUAGGUAGGGUUUAGCAUUUUCGGUUUUUAUUCUCACAUUAUUCAGCGUAAUUUUUGGCUUCUAUUUCCGCCUGAAAAUUUGGCUAUUCGCAGAAUAACACGCACAAUACGCAGAAUAACAACGUUUUUGAGAAGCAGUCUAGCGAGGGCACAAUGUCAUAUGGCUUAAGAGUGAGCUCUCAUAUUCGAAGUUUCAAACACAAAUAGGAAUGGUACUUUAUUUGUAACUCUAGGGGGGUGCAGCGCUCAAACGAAUAUUGAAGAUAAAGAAAAUUGUUCGGAAACCAUCGACGAUGAUUGUCAAUGUAAGCGAAUAUAACGAACGAACGAAUGAACGAUUUCGAUUUCGAUUUCCAUUUCAACUUCCAUUUCUAUUGCUCCACUGCCAGAUCUAAACCUUCAGACACAUCAAAGCUCACGCUGAAUAGCACGCGCGUAUCAAGGAGCUAUUGACCCUUUUCGCGGAGCAUUUUGUUUGAGAGAAACGAGAUGGCGCUCAUGGCGGCGCGCCAUACCUCUCCUCAGCGACCGCGCACGAAUACGAAACCAUCACCGCUUCUACCUUGCGAUCAGCUGUCGGAAAUGCAACGGAGUUUUCGCUAACACAAUGUGCUCCAAUCAUGCUAGAUUGAAUCAUGUGGAUUGAAGACGUGUGCAGUAGUUGGCUGCAAAAAUAGUGACUGGCAUGUUAAGGAAUAGAAUGAAUCUGUGUGGCCAAUUUCGCGGACCGCUGCUGCAACUGUCUGAACGUGUUACCGGCACUUCGUAAUGUACGACUUUCCUCAAGGAUACAGAAAUUUGCUCAUCCGCCAGCCUUGUAUCGCUAACCUUCAAAGAAAGGGCUUCAGCAACAGAACGUCGGCAAGAGUGAGUCAUCAUCAUCAUCAUCAGCCUAUAUUUAUGUCCACUGCAGGACAAAGGCCUCUCCCUGCGAUCUCCAAUUACCCCUGCCUUGCGCUAGCGUAUUCCAACUUGCGCCUGCGGAUUUCCUAACUUCAUCAUCCCACCUGACUUUCUGCCGUCCUCGAGUGCACUUCCCUUCUCUUGGUAUCCAUUCUGUAACCCUAAUGGUCCACUGGUUAUCCAUCCUACGCAUUACAUGGCCUGCCCAGCUCCAUUUCUUCCGCUUAAUGUCAACUAGAAUAUCGUCUACCCUUGUUUGUUCUCUGAUCCACACCGCUCUCUUCCUGUCUCUUAAUGUUACUCCUAAGAUUUUUCGUUCCAUCGCUCUUUGUGCGGUCCUUAACUUGUUCUCGAGCUUCUUUGUUGUCACUCCGGACUGCUUCACCAAGUACAAAACUAUUAGCAUAUACAUCAUUAGUUCGCUCAAUUCUUGAAUAUGGUAUUAUAGCUUGGUUUCCACACACGAAAAGAUGUAUUGAUAAAUUAGAAGCAGUACAAAGAAAAGCAAUUAGAUUUGUAUACAACAAGUAUCGACGCCGUGAUUCGCCUUCUGAACUCCUUGCAAGAGCAGGUCUUUUUACAAUAAACAAACGAGCAAAGCUUCUACGACUCAAGUUCGCAUUCCAGCUAUUAAAUAAUGAAGUAAACGGAAAUAGCCGCCGACUUCUGUCGUUCUCAGAGACCAGGCCCACUAGAACAAAACAUAGUAAACACUUGAAAGAGUAUAGAUUCCACAAUGACACAUUUAAGUUCUCAUUUUUUCCACGGGCAAUAACAGAAUGGAAUGCACUACCAGAAGACGUCGUUGGUAGCAGUUCAAGUGAUAUAUUUGUCUCAAGACUAACUAAUUAUAUUUCUCUACUGCCUUAGCUUGAAAGAUUAAAAGUAUAUAUCAGUGUUUUUCAAGUGUUUUUCAUGCCAGUGAUUGUUUGUGAAAAGGUUUCUUUUUUAUGUUUACAGUGUUAUUAUUACCUUUGUGUAUAUGAAUUGCAUACAUUUAUAUGACUUGCAGGAAAGUGUCUGUACUGCCUUUAUUACUUGUCCACAAUAUUUGGAAUUGUUAUUAACAGAAACUGUUUGGUAAUGUUAUUAACGGAAACUGUUAAUCAAGUUUGAUACCACUCUCACAGUUGUAUUUGUGUCCCGACCCUGCUACAGCCUUACAUAUAAGGCUAGCAGUAUGUAUUAAAUAAAUAA
Molecule: messenger RNA, 3987 nt
Organism: Dermacentor silvarum
Lineage: Eukaryota; Metazoa; Arthropoda; Arachnida; Ixodida; Ixodidae
Exons: 10
Coding region: 35-1537 (500 amino acids)
Biological process (GO): regulation of transcription by RNA polymerase II
Molecular function (GO): DNA-binding transcription factor activity, RNA polymerase II-specific; RNA polymerase II transcription regulatory region sequence-specific DNA binding
Source: RefSeq, a predicted model, not a curated record